This is a messenger RNA of Moesziomyces antarcticus, 876 nucleotides long. RefSeq lists its product as uncharacterized. Lineage: Eukaryota; Fungi; Basidiomycota; Ustilaginomycetes; Ustilaginales; Ustilaginaceae. The transcript has a single exon. The coding region runs from base 1 to 876 and encodes 291 amino acids. The record is from RefSeq and is a predicted model, not a curated record.
AUGCUGCCCAUCAGAACGUCGACAAUGUCUGGACUUUCUUCUCGCAACACUGGCCGAGUAGGCGCCGAACAGCAUGCAACAGCCUCGGCAAAGCAUGUCUGGGCAGCAAGCCGUCCUACAGCGUCUGACAUGCUCGCCGAUGGGCUGAGUGCACCUCUAAUCCCGUUCGAGGAGCUUCCUUUGAUCAAGUCCGAACGAUCCACGUUGUCCUCUUGCUGCAUUCGAUGGCGCUUCACCGCUACCUUUUUCAACAGGGACCAGAAUCUGGCACGAGGCUCUCUGGCAAUCCAAGUCAAGCGCUGGCUUGAACAUCAUGGCAUCAGCGACCCUUGUAUCGGCCUCAGUGUCAACUUUCCGAUCCUCAGAGGACGAGGACGAUUUGUCGAUGUGCAUGUGGCUGCCUCCAGCAUGGAAGUCUUGGCCCAAGCGCCACUGGUGUUUCGCGGUGCUCGACUCGAGCGACACCUCGUCGGCCUCGCACUGUCCCCAAGCAUUAUGGUCGUCGAAGUGACUGGAUCAAACAUCGCAGACACUGGCGUCGCCCAGCAAUUGGCAGACGUGCUGGCGCCGUUUGCCCAAGUGCACAAUAUCUGGCUCGAAACACGAUCCCACAGUCAGGAUACAAGCAUUCGUCAAAGCAAGAUGAUCGCGCUGGUCGAAACAGCCCUGAGCGAGCGGGGAUACUGCGACUGGGACAACAUCACAGCUAUUCCUGGCUAUGCUGUGCUGAACGGCCGCGAGUGUAGGCUCGACUAUGUCGGUCGGCUCGACUGGUGCACAUUCUGCCGCAGCCAGGCGUCCUCGUUCCACACGUCGGAGACGUGCCUGAAGGUGCCGGACAAGAUGUGGCAGACUCUUCAUCGUGGAAGAGAGUAG